Fusarium pseudograminearum CS3096 is the source of this 1359-nucleotide messenger RNA. RefSeq lists its product as uncharacterized. The record is from RefSeq and is a predicted model, not a curated record. NCBI's taxonomy places the organism in Eukaryota, Fungi, Ascomycota, Sordariomycetes, Hypocreales, Nectriaceae. The transcript has 3 exons. Gene Ontology annotation, molecular function: chitin binding; hydrolase activity, acting on carbon-nitrogen (but not peptide) bonds. The coding region runs from base 1 to 1359 and encodes 452 amino acids. Gene Ontology annotation, biological process: carbohydrate metabolic process.
AUGAAGGGUUCGUUUGCCUCUCUCGUCGCCUUGCUGGCUGUCAAUGUUGUUGCAACACCUAGUUUCCGCAACAUCUUUGGUCUUGAGAAAAGACAAGCUGGACGAUGCGGGACAGGUUUUGGAGGUGUAUGCGCUGCUAAUGAGUGCUGUUCAAGCGCUGGUUGGUGUGGAACGGGAUACCUUUACUGCUCUGCCCCGUCGUGUCAGAUAGAGUACGGCCCUGGUUGUGAUGCGAAUGUCAGACCUACUGGGCCUGAUACUACCAAUGUUGCAAGGCCGAAGGUGGGAAGUAUUCCAUACGGACAGGCGAUCUAUCGGUGCAAUCGAAAUGGCGAUAUUGCCAUAACGUAUGAUGAUGGUCCGUAUACUUAUACCGAAGAUCUGCUUGAUCUGCUCCAACGCUACAAUGUCAAAGCAACAUUCUACAUCACAGGUCGCAAUCUCGGCAAGGGCGCCAUUAACGAUCCCGCAACCCCAUGGCCUGGCCUGAUCCGCCGCAUGAUUCGUGACGGUCACCAGAUCGCCAGUCACACAUGGUCUCAUCAGCGUCUUACCACUCUAUCGCGCGCCAAGUUCUGGAACCAGAUGAUCUUCAACGAGAUCGCCUUUGCGGACAUACUGGGCUACUUCCCAACGUACAUGCGUCCCCCGUACUCAGCCAGCAACGCUACUACCGAUGCUUGGCUAGGCGAGCUGGGAUAUCAUGUCACCUACUUCAACUUGGAUACUGAAGGUUAUCUGCACGACAGCCCAAACACCAUCGGUACCUCGAAGCAGAUCUGGGAUACCACCGUAGAGGGUAAAUCCCCUGCGAGUAACAAGUGGCUUCACAUCGAGCACGACCCUGUGUACCAGAGCGUGUACAACCUCACAGAGUACAUGCUCAAGUCUCUUGUCCGCAACAACUUCCGCGGCGUAACAGUCGGCGAGUGCCUCGAGGAUCCCAAAGCAAACUGGUACCGUUCAGUUACCCCCUCAUCUGCCUCUACCACUACGACAGCGGCCACCAGCUCUGCUACGUUCCCGCUGACUACAAACGGACGUUGCGGUUCUCGACACGGUGGCGCAACGUGCAGAGGAGAGUUCAAUGGCGAGACGUGCUGUUCGCAGAACGGGUGGUGCGGGAGUACGGAUGCGCACUGCGGGAGGGGAUGCCAACCUGUCUUCGGUACGUGCAGUGGGGUUUCGGAGCCGGCGGGACCGGAGCCGACUGCAACGAACCCGGGCCGAUGCGGUUCUGCCUUUGGAGGCAAGAAAUGUGAUCAGUGGGAUCCGUGUUGCUCGAGAGCUGGAUGGUGUGGAACUUCAAGUGAUCACUGUGGGAGCGGAUGUCAGAGCGCAUUCGGAACAUGCAAUUGA